Messenger RNA from Lolium rigidum, 3339 nucleotides. RefSeq names its product receptor like protein kinase S.2-like. Gene Ontology annotation, biological process: protein phosphorylation. Lineage: Eukaryota; Viridiplantae; Streptophyta; Magnoliopsida; Poales; Poaceae. Gene Ontology annotation, molecular function: protein kinase activity; ATP binding. The coding region runs from base 1 to 3339 and encodes 1112 amino acids. The record is from RefSeq and is a predicted model, not a curated record. The transcript is spliced from 13 exons.
AUGGCUAGCAAGCUACAGAACGCAGCAAGUCUAACAAUCCGAGGAUUACAACAAAUCACUGAUAACUUUUCCGAGGAGCGGAAAAUUGGUCAAGGCGCGUAUGGAACGGUCUACAAGGGGGUGCGUGCUAAUGGAGAAAAGAUUGCUGUGAAGCUGCUCCAUAACAAGAUGCCAGGAACUGACGAUGAGGAAUUCAAUCGGGAGUUCCAAAACCUUAUGAGGCUCGAGCAUCACAAUGUUGUAAGGUUAGUUAGCUACUGCUACGACACACAACAUAAAGCUAGAUUGCACGAGGGAAAAACCAUCUUUGUGGAGGAGAUACACAGGGCUCUCUGCUUCGAGUUCAUGGGAAAUGGGAGCCUUGCAAAGUAUAUUACUGAGGAAGAUGAUGGACUUGAUUGGGACAUGCGUUACAGAAUUAUAAAGGGCUCCUGCGAGGGUCAACAUUACCUUCAUGAAGGAUCCGAACAACCAAUUUACCAUCUGGACUUAAAACCUGACAACAUAUUGCUGGACGAGAAUAUGAUGCCAAAACUAGCCGAUUUUGGUUUGUCCAAGUUCUUUGAUGGAGAACUAACUAUGACCGCAACAAGUGUUAUAGGCACACGUGGAUAUAUGCCGCCGGAGUACCUAUUCGGACGAAAGGUCACGAAGAAAUUUGACAUAUUCAGCCUGGGUGUCAUAAUGACUAAGAUAAUUGCUGGGCCUGAAGGCCCCUCCAGAAGGGAUGAAAUGUCUUACAUGAAGUUUAUUGAUCAAGUACAGAGAAAAUGGAGGAACAGGUUGCGAAAAAAAUGGCACGCUUCCAGACCACUACAAGCAUAUUGCCAACAAGUGAAAACAUGCAUUGAAAUAGCAGUGUGCUGCAUGGAGACUGAUAGGAACAAAAGGCCCAGUAUACUGGAGAUCAUCCAGAAACUGAAUGAGACUGAAUCUUUGGUCGAAGAGUUCAAAAAUGACCGCAGUGAUCACGGACGGACAAGAGUACACAGGACCACGCGUGGAAAGUCACAGGAUGAAGUUAUGACUUUAAGUACGAAGACAAGCGAAGCUACUGAGCUAACACAACUAACUAUUCGGCAACUUCAAAAGAUGACAGAUAAUUUCUCUGAGGACCGUAAAAUUGGAAAAGGGACAUAUGGAGAAGUUUACAGGGGAUUGCAAAACAACGGAGAAGAGAUUGCCGUGAAGUUAAUUCGCAAUGGCUCACAUGCAGAGACCGACACACGAUUCCAACGAGAGUUUGAAAACCUUAUGAUGCUCAACCAUCAAAACAUUGUACCCUUAGCUGGGUACUGCUAUGAAACACAACGGGAACCUAUUGAGUACAAGGGGAAAAAAAAAUUUGUUCACAAAGAAUACAGAGCACUCUGCUUUCAGUACAUGAAAAAUGGGAGCCUUCAAAAGCAUCUUUCAGAUGAAUUACAUGGUCUUGACUGGCAGACACGGUAUGAAAUUAUCAAGCAGAUCUGCAAAGGUUUAGAAUACCUUCACGAAGGAUUAGAAGAACCCCUAUACCAUUUGGACCUAAAACCCGAUAAUAUACUACUAGAUGAGAACAUGUUACCAAAACUGACAGGAUUUGGUGGUCUGAGCCCGCUCUAUGACAGUAAAGAAACCAUGGUAACAGAAGAUUCUACAGGAACACUUGGAUAUCUUCCCCCAGAAUUCCUUUCAAAGAAAAUAAUCUCGACGAAGUUUGACAUAUUCAGCCUGGGUGUUGUGAUGACAAAGAUAAUCGCAGGGCCAGGAGGCCCUGCCAAAUAUUCUGAAAUGGCGCGUCAAGAGUUUAUUGAUCAAGUAUGUGAAAACUGGAGGAACAUGUUGGCAACAUGGAGUUCUUCCUGGCCACUAGAAGCAUACUGCAAGCAAGUGAAAAUAUGCACCAGGAUAGCACUGAGCUGCAUGGAUGAUGAUAGGCACAAAAGGCCCAGUAUAGUGGAUAUCAUCGAUAAACUGAAUGAAACUGAAACUGAGAUUGACAAGGCAUUUUUAUGGAUGCAUGGAGACUUGGUAAAGUUAAAUGCAUUCUCCAGAAGUGAAGCAAUUCCGUUUGCUGAGACAUGCAAUAAGUUCCCCAUCCUUGUGGAGAUCAUGGUGCCGGCAUGGUGUCUCCAGGAGGAGAUGCCGCGCGCCGGCGUGGACGUCGUUCUAGUGUUUGGCAUAAACAGGACCGUGUCUUCCAGGUCGACUGUGAAUGAUAUCAAGGAGGCCAUGGCGAUCGCUAUCGACAAGCUCGGACAGAACGACCGGCUCUCAAUUGUAUUGUUGGGUACCCAUUCGCAGCGCCUAAUGGAGCUGACGUACAUGUCCAAGCAAGGUCAAGAUGUUGCCAGGCUGAAGAUCAAGGGGCUGGUCGCCGAGCAUGCGAAAAAUGUGGGCGCCGGUUUGCUAGAGGGAGCUCAGAUUCUGAGGGGGCGUGAAGUGGAGAAGGGCAACAGCCGCGUAGGCUGCAUCAUGUUUCUGUCGCAUGGCGAUGACGAGGCAAUCCUCACGCAGGAAAUUAGCUCUGAAUUCCCAGUGCACACCUUUGGUCUGCAGGGCCAUGACCCGGAGGUGAUGAAGUACAUUGCGGACAAGACCUCCGGCACCUACUCCUUCUUGAACCAGCUUGACAUGUACGAGAUGAAGGAUGCAUUGGAGCUAUUCCUCACCAGCAUCAGGAAGGUCACCGCAACGACGGUCAAGAUCACCCUCGAAGCUCGCGAGGGUGUCACUAUAUCAUCGAUCGAGUCCGGCGGCUACAGUAACCAUGUCAGCUCCGACAAACGAUCUGGUGAGAUAUACACCCACGACAUCUACGCCGGCGAACGGAAGAACUUCGUCGUCUACCUGGAUGUCGCGGAGGGCGAGGAGAAUCUCAUGACCAUUGGCUGCCAGUACCAGAGCCUUGACAUGAGAAGGGAGCUUGCGGCCACGGACGUGUCUGUCUUGCGACCAAGGCAGGAAUGCUCGGCCGGCGAGUUAGUCAUCCACCGUGAGGUGGCACUGGAGCUCGCUCGGAUCCGGCUUGCCAAGGGCUUGUCGGCCUUGAUCGCGCAUGGUCGGCGCCUGACCCUUUACGACAUGGAACAACUGUGGGACGACAGGGUGAGUUUGUCCAUGGAGGGUCACGGUACACACAGCGAAACCCUGUCAGACCUCGGCAAGGAUAUGGCUGAAAUAACCAAGUACACGUCCUAUCAGUAUAGGAACCCUAAGAAGGUGCCUUACAUACAGUCGUGGCUGAGUUCCCACAAGUGGCAGCGUGCAACCACCAAGGGCUCAUGCACUGACUCUAAUGCUUUCAACCUAGCGCAACUCAGUAUCUCCGGGCAGGAUGAAGAUCAUCCAAAUUAG